GAAGGAUACCACGCUCUCGUGAUUCCUGGAGUUCUCUUGAGAUCAAGUAGCAUAUUCUGCUCUGGAAGGAGCACACGGGCAAAACAAGGUAUAUUACACUGAGAGCUGCUUAGAUCUUUCAGUUUAUAUGCACCGAGAGACACAAGACAGCACGGAUACAGUCAGCACGGGCACAGUCAGCACGGGUACAGUCAGCACGGGUACAGUCAGCACGGGUACAGUCAGCACGGGUACAGUCAGCACGGGUACAGUCAGCACGGGUACAGUCAGCAGUCAGCUGACAGAGUAAAAAUCUACAAAAUCGCCUUUUCUUGAGCCUUCAACAUGAAGGUGACAGCUGUGUGCGUGGCAGCAGCAACACUGUGCACAGCCGCUCUGGCCACUGUCUCUGUUCUUGGGCCCUCCAUGCCCCUGCCCAGCCACUCCAUUCCCCUAUCCAGCGACUCCUCUUUGGAAUCCUCCAAAAUACGCCAGAAGAGGGAUUACGGUAUCCAGGCGGAUAUGCCAGCCAGCCCUCCGGAGACUGACAGUGGGGUCUAUUAUUAUUACUACCCCCUGGAGGAAGAGAAGGGUAAGAAGAAGGAACUCUUCAAGGAUCACGAUAAGUGCACCGGAGAGAAGCUUCUGGCUCCGCUGAUCAUCAUCUGCAUCUUCCUGGGUAUCAUCGCCUUCAAGGACAUUGGUCUGGUUCCCAAAUUCUCUGUCCCACCCUUCACCUUUCCAGGAGUAAAAAAACCAGACAUUGACAUACCGAAAGCCAGGGAGUUGGUCUCCUCCUAUGUCCCGUGGGAUACCAUUGACCAGGUGACGCUAGCGGUGACGGAGGCUGUGGAGAGUGAGGAGUGUCUGCCACGGCUGGUCUGUGAGUCUGGCAAAUAUGCUACCAGCUACACUACAGCACUAAGUCUGCUGGAGUUCUUUAUGCCACGGAAGCUCAAAGCGCACAUGGAGAUCUUCAAGAAUUCUGCUUACAAGAUGGCUGACUGCACCAACUACAAAUGCAGCUAUGCAGAGAAUAAAUGAAAGCAUAUUAAAUAUUUGGGGAACUAUGUGAGAUGAAGGAGCCUUUCAUACGAUUUUGUGAUGUCAAUGCAACCUAUAUGCAUGCCAUCUUGUUAUUAUUAUUAUAAUCAAAAAGAAGCGCUGAACCUACAAGGGUCAUACAGCGGAACAUGCCAUCUAGUGUGAACCUGCACAAUUUCUAAAAUGUAAUUCAAGUCAUGGGUGUGAGACAUGGGUGGUGAAUGUUUCAACAAGGAGAAGGCUGGAGGCAGUGGAGAUGUCAUGUCUAAGGGCAAUGUGUGGUGUGAAUAUAAUGCAGAGAAUCCAUAGUUUGGAGAUUAGAAGGUGCGAGAUUACCAAAACUGAGGAGGGGUUAUUGAGAUGGUUUGGACAUGUUGAGAGGCUGGAACGAAAUAGAAUGACUUUGAGAGUGUAUAAAUCUAUAGUAGAGGGAAGGUAGGGUAGGGGUCGGCCUAGGAAAGGUUGGAGGGAGUGGGUAAAGGAGGUUUUGUGUGAGAGGGGCUUGGACUUCCAGCGUGCAUGAGCAUGUUAGAUAGGAGCAAAUGGAGACAAAUGGAUUUUAGGACUUGACCUGCUGUUGGAGCGUAUGCAAGGUAACAUGAAGAGAUUCGGGAAACCGGCAGGCCGGACUUGAGUCCUGGAGAUGGGAAGUACAGUAUCUGCACUCUGCAGUUGAGAGUGUAUAAAUCUGUACUGGAGGGAAGGCAGGGUAGGGGUCGGCCUAGGAAAGGUUGGAGGGAGGGGAUAAAGGAGGUUUAGUGUGAGUGGGGUUUGGACUUCCAGCAAGCAUGCAUGAGCAUGUUAUAUAGGAGCAAAUGGAGGCAAAUGGAUUUUAUGACUUGACAUGCUGUUGGAGUGUAAGCAAGGUAACAUUUAUGAAGAGAUUCGGGAAACCGGCAGGCUGAACUUGAGUCCUGGAGAUGGGAAGUAUAGUGUCUGCACUCUGAAGGAAGGGUGUUAAUGUUGCAGUUUUAUGACUGUAGUGUAAGCAUGCCUCUGGCAAGACAGUGAUGGAGUGAAUGAUGAUGAUGAAAGUUUUUCUUUUUCCGGCCACCCUGCCUUGGUGGGAAAUGGCCGAUGUGUUAAUAAUAAAAAAAAAAAAAGAAAAAAAAAAUUCAAGUCAUGAUACAUUAAUGCACUUUCACCUAACUAUUAAUUGUCAUGGGCUCUUUCUCUGUAUAUAGUGUACUCUUCUUCAGGAAUCUAUUAACAAUUAAAGGCAGGUAUCUGUAUGAGACAUUAGUACACAGAUCAGUUUGUAUUAUUAUUAUUAUAAUCAAAAAGAAGUGCUAGAUCAGUUUGUAAUGGGGCUUAUUUCAUUUAUUUUACUUGAAAACAUAAAUACGUACACUCUAUUUUCCAUCAUUUUAUAUACAAAACAAUACUUAGUUUGAAGCACUGGGACUCUUUAGAAUUACGAUAUGUGCACAAUAAGCUACACAUGUAAUAUUAUUAAUAUGAAUAACAUUAUUGUUAUAUGCAUGUAUACAUUAUGUGAUCUUCAGUUCAUUGUUACUAAUUCGAAAGGUUGUCAUUUCUAUUGAAAAACAUUAAGGAGCAGGCCUACCUUAUCAAAACAAAUGCUCCACAUAAAAUAUGAAAAAUGCCCUUCAGAACCUCAAGGUCGGAGAAAAUCUAUAAUCCAGUCACCACCUUCAAAGAUGCUUCUUGAAGGACGAAGUAUUUAAAUACUUUACUCUUCAGAAAAUGCUGAGCUGUUGCUGAUAGUCAUACAACUCUGAAUUUUUGAGGAAUAGUGAACUAUCUUUGCCUUUGUAAACCAAAGAAAAUGCUUGCUCUCUGGCCAAGGAAUUGUGUUUGGUAGAUAAUAGUCACCUAAACACAACACAGGGAAUUACUCUUAUCGUGUAAUGGGGGCCAAUCUCGACCAAGAACUGUGCUUGGGAGAUAGUACCCCUCCCCCUCUCCUACGUCCCGAAAUAAAAAAAAAAAACCAGCUUACAGAAUCACCUCUCCAUCCAAGCUGUGUACAGGUGACCCAGCUUCAGGGACUAAGAAUGUGAAACACAUGAAGCAGAGUGACCUCUUUCAUUAGAAAAUUAUUAUUAUAUUAAAAAAAAAGAAGCACUAAACCUACAAGGGUCUUUCAUUAGACAAAGUUUUACCCUAAAGAGAAAGAUGUGAAAUGCUGAAAAUAUAAGAAGGCUGACUCUGCUACAUGUGCUUCACAUAAAUAUUUAUAAAAUUUAUAUGUCAAACUAAACCAGAUGAGGUGGAUCUUACAUGGAAACUUGAGUUUAUUGAGAUCCUCUUAAAUGCUGUGCUAGUUCUUAAAUAGUUGUGUCCUUGACUCAAAGGCAUUAAAGAGAGAUACAGAGAAUGUGUGUUAGAGCACUUGGUUCUCACUGCUGAUGUGCAACCUGACAGUAAGGUAGUAGUAGUGUGUGUGUCCUAUACAGUGACUCUGGUAUGGCCUAUAUUACAUUAUAUUCUAAGAUGAUCAAUAGGAGGAGUAUGUGUGGGAGAAGACAGUAUUGAUUUUGAUUUUGUUGUGGGCUAUGUGAAGACAAGAGAAUAUAUGCCAAGGUACUGAAAGAAGGAACCAUGGAAGUACUAGAGAGAGAGAGAGAGAGAGAGAUGCAUUAUUUUUAUAAUCAAGGGGGAAGUGCUAAACCGGUAGGAUCAUACAGUGCCUGUGGGAGGAUGUGGAAGGUAUUCAGGCUUUAUUCAGGGAACUGGAGCACAGAUCCAAUUCCCUAGAUCAAGAGCCCCUCACCAGCAUCAAGGCACCUUCCUUGAGGGGAGAGAGAAAUGCAAAAUCUUUAUAGUUCAGGAUUAAAAGCGAGGUUAUGGUAUUAAAUAAGAAUAGCUUUUCUCGGGAAGCCAUCAUCAAACAGAAAUACGUUUUUCCAAAAUAAAGUUAUGAUACAAAUACUCUUUACUGUCAUGUAUUCAAUAUUUUUUAUAUAUUUUACAUAACUUUAUACACAUAGGUAUGUCGAACAUACUUAAAAUAUGACAAUAUUAUUGAUAACCAACACUUAAAACUCCACAACCCCAAUAACACCAAAUGCAAUCCAAACACACCAUUCACUCAACAAAAGAUAUGCCUCACCACAAAAUGCACUCAGGUCUGAACAUUUUUCCUACAACAAUAUAAACAUUAGUCUAUUAAAAAUUCAAAUUCUCUGCAUAUUCACAUACCAAAAUUUUCUCCCUCAUGUAUCAAAAUUCCCAACAUUUGAUGUGCCUUAAAUGAAUAACUCUGUUCUUAGAAAUUAGUAACUAAUUCAGCAAUAUGGGUGACCAUAUCAAUUAUUUAUAACUUUAUUGUAACUAUAUUUACACUUGUAUAAUAAUCAUAUUAAUUUAUUUGCUUUUAAAUAAAAUGUUCCAUUUUUGUAUAUUAACCUUCUUUGAUUUUUUGAUAGAAGUCAUUAUAACCCUAUUAUUAUUAUUGUAAUUAUUAUUAAUUUCAUGAGAGGCGCUUCACUCGUUGGAGUUAUACAAUGCCCAGGAAUAAGCUAUGAUCCAAGGAAGGGGAGCUCUGUUUCCAUUAGAUUAAUUAAGAGAGUGGUGAAGCAAUGUAAAAAGAGAGCAAAUGAGAGAGUGGGUGAGAUGUUAUCAACAAAUUUUGUUGAAAAUAAGAAAAAGUUUUGGAGUGAGAUUAACAAGUUAAGAAAGCCUAGAGAACAAAUGGAUUUGUCAGUUAAAAAUAGGAGAGGAGAGUUAUUAAAUGGAGAGUUAGAGGUAUUGGGAAGAUGGAAGGAAUAUUUUGAGGAAUUGUUAAAUGUUGAUGAAGAUAGGGAAGCUGUGAUUUCGUGUAUAGGGCAAGGAGGAAUAACAUCUUGUAGGAGUGAGGAAGAGCCAGUUGUGAGUGUGGGGGAAGUUCGUGAGGCAGUAGGUAAAAUGAAAGGGGGUAAGGCAGCCGGGAUUGAUGGGAUAAAGAUAGAAAUGUUAAAAGCAGGUGGGGAUAUAGUUUUGGAGUGGUUGGUGCAAUUAUUUAAUAAAUGUAUGGAAGAGGGUAAGGUACCUAGGGAUUGGCAGAGAGCAUGCAUAGUUCCUUUGUAUAAAGGCAAAGGGGAUAAAAGAGAGUGCAAAAAUUAU
Cherax quadricarinatus is the source of this 5091-nucleotide messenger RNA. RefSeq lists its product as uncharacterized. Lineage: Eukaryota; Metazoa; Arthropoda; Malacostraca; Decapoda; Parastacidae. The record is from RefSeq and is a predicted model, not a curated record.